Molecule: messenger RNA, 1811 nt
Organism: Hylaeus volcanicus
Lineage: Eukaryota; Metazoa; Arthropoda; Insecta; Hymenoptera; Colletidae
Gene: Ube2g1
Product: ubiquitin-conjugating enzyme E2 G1
Exons: 6
Coding region: 116-622 (168 amino acids)
Biological process (GO): protein polyubiquitination; proteasome-mediated ubiquitin-dependent protein catabolic process
Molecular function (GO): ubiquitin conjugating enzyme activity
Source: RefSeq, a predicted model, not a curated record
UGUUUUAGCAGUGACGCAUGCGCAAUCAUUGCUUCCGCGACGUACCUAGCCAUCUUUCCAGUCAAGCAAAAGUGAUUGUUUUCAGCUUUAGUCUUAUUUAACGGAACUUUUAUUAAUGUCAGAGCCACAGUCCGCGCUUCUACUACGAAAACAAUUAGCAGAACUAAAUAAAAACCCAGUAGAAGGGUUUUCAGCAGGCCUCAUAGAUGACAAUGACAUAUAUCAGUGGGAAGUACUCAUUAUUGGACCUCCAGAUACGUUAUAUGAAGGUGGGUUCUUCAAAGCACACUUAGAAUUUCCAAAGGAGUAUCCACUUAGGCCACCAAGAAUGAAAUUUAUAACAGAAAUAUGGCAUCCAAACAUCGAAAAAAACGGUAAUGUGUGCAUAUCGAUUUUACACGAACCUGGAGAUGACAAGUGGGGCUACGAAAAAGCAUCGGAACGGUGGUUACCAGUUCACACAGUCGAGACUAUCCUCAUAAGCGUUAUUAGUAUGCUUGCAGAUCCUAAUGAUGAAAGCCCUGCUAAUGUGGAUGCUGCCAAAGAGUGGAGGGAAAGUUACACAGAAUUCAAGAGAAAGGUGGCGAGGUGUGUCAGAAAAAGCCAAGAGGAGUGUUCGUAGGAGAUGAAUAAAUAUUCAAAUGGAAAGACUUAUUUAAUUCUGGGAAGCCGUAAGCACUGUAAAAAAGAAACCGAUGCUCAGCAUUAAGCUAAUGAAUCACAGUGCCACUAAAAACGGAUAAAGCCUGACCCAUCCUUAUGCAGUGCGAGGGAGACAGAGAGUAUGUGUGAAAAUAAAAGAUAAGUUCGCACGCCUCUAUCAAGUUUAUACCACCGCCACUGACGUACCAUCCAUUGAUACGAAGAACAUAAAGGAAAUACAUGCAGCUCACCUUUUACAUAAUAAACAGCUAAAAAACUAAUUUACACGUAUACAUAAAGCAAAAAAACAUCAUCUGUACGAUUAUUACCUUAAUACUAAUAGUUACAAACAUAACUUCCCUGUCCCUCCUGCUCAAGAGCUAGACCUACCCUUUACAUCAGAAAUCCUGUAAUUUAAAAUGUUUACGUUUAUCAUUGAAUAAUAAUUCCUUAGUGUCGUUUCGUAUUUUCUUACUUUCGUAAUAAAUUUUUGUAAAGUCGAAUACACGGUACAUAUAUGCUACAAUCGUUAAUGUAAUGCCAGUAAAAAAUGGAAACAAAAUAUAUGUGAAUUAACUGUGACAUCCGCAGCAAAGAUUAUAUCGAUUAAGCUGUACAAUCACGGCUAUACAAAGAUAUGUGAAAUUUCUAACGAACCGUAAGUUGCCAAAAUAACGAAUUCUAAUUAAAGUGAUAAUAAUGCUAAUAACGAUAUUAUUAGAAAUAUACCAUUAAUUACAGCUAGUAAACGUAACAUAAGAUUAGGUACACAUUACAAUGACUGUAUACAUUUUCUUUCGACCUGUGUCAGUUUUGUAAAGUGAUUAUUUGAUCCUAACUUUCUAUUAGAUCGAAACUUGCGGUUCCAUAUCAUGGAUGUGUUUAACUUUAAAACAUUCUUUUGUUCAACUACAUACAAUUUUAUAUUGCCAAUUAAAUUUUACGAGGUGAAACAUGUCUAUUACAUUGAACCUGUUUUCGCACAUUUGUUCAACUCGACAAAUGCUAUAUGAUAUAACAAAAUAUUUUCUAAUACUUAUCACUGAAACAAAGUAAUCACUUUUUAUACCGUGAUUUAACUAUUUCCCUUUGUAUAAGAGCUGACAAUGCUUUAUUUUCAACAGAUUAGAACAUACUCUAAUAAAAUUUGCUUUAUUUCGUAUAUAAGU